AGCGGGGCGAGGGCAGCGGGAGCGGCGGCGGCGGCCGCAGCCCCGCACGGCCCCGCACGGCCCCGCCGCGACACGGCGCGGCCCCCCCAGCCCGGCGGAGGAGAGGCGUGAGGGCUCUAAGGCAGGAUGCCGCUGGUGAAGAGGAACAUCGAGCCCCGGCACCUGUGCCGGGGGGCUCUGCCCGACGGGGUGACGAGUGAGCUGGAGUGUGUCACCAACAGCACCCUGGCUGCCAUCAUCAAGCAGCUGGGCAGCCUCAGCAGGCACGCUGAGGACAUCUUUGGGGAGCUGUUCAAUGAGGCCAACAGCUUCUACAUGAGGAUGAACUCGCUGCAGGAGAGGGUGGACCUGCUGGUCAUCAAAGUGACACAGCUGGACUCCACCGUGGAGGAAGUUUCGCUACAGGACAUCAACAUGAGGAAAGCCUUCAAGAGCUCCACGGUGCAGAACCAGCAGGUUGUGUCUCGCAACUCCAUCCCCAACCCGGUGAUGGAGAUGUACCAGCGCUGCGACAAACCCCCACCACUCAACAUCCUCACACCCUACAGGGAUGACAAAAAGGAUGGCCUCAAAUUCUACACUGACCCCUCCUACUUCUUCAACUUAUGGAAGGAGAAAAUGUUGCAGGCAACAGAAGAUAAGAGGAAGGAGAAGCGCAGACAGAAGGAGCAGCGGCUGGUGGAGGACUCCACCCGGGAGGUGAAGAAAGUGAGGAAAGCCCGGAACCGGCGGCUGGAGUGGAACAUGAUGGCGUAUGAUAAAGAGUUCCGGCCCGAUAACAGGUUCUCACCAUCCCCCUAUCACAUGGCGUCAUCGGAAGGAUCACUGUCCCCAGAUAAUAGAUCCUACGCGUCGGACGCGGCCGACCACUCGUACCCGGCGAGCCCCAACCACCCCGCGCAGCUGCUGGCCCCGGUGGAGCACAAGGAGGGGGUGCUGGCCCCCCCCAACCCCCAGGAGCACGUGUACCGCCCGGCCCCGGGCAGCCGCCAGAACAGCCUCAGCCGGCUGCAGCAGCCCCACGCGCCGCCGCCGCCCGAGGCCGUGCUCAACGGGCCCAGACCGCACCUCGUCAAGGAUUACGGCCCUCAGCCGGUGCCCAUGGCCGAGUACUUCGUGCCGCCGGCCCCGCCGCCCCCACCGCCCGUCAUCCCCUCGGCACAGACGGCCUUCGACAGCCCCAUCUCGGCCCCCCCUGCGCUGGCCCCCGGCUCGGCCGGGCCCCCCUCCUACGCGCCCUCGCCGCCCCCCGCGCCCCCCGGCCCCUACUCCGCGUCCCCGCCGCAGGCCGGCCCCAUGGGCCCCCCGGUGGCCCCCCCCCCGCCGCCCCCGGGGCCCCCGGCGGUCUCUGCCUCACCGGCGCACUCGGCCUCGCCGCCCGCCCCCACCGUGGAGCCUCGGAAGCCGCAGAUCCCGCUGAUGCCCAUGAGCGACGCCCGGAGCGACCUGCUGGCAGCCAUCCGCAGGGGGAUCCAACUUCGGAAAGUCCAGGAGCAGUGGGAACAAGAGGCCAAGAAAGAGCCUGUGGGCAAUGACGUGGCGACGAUCCUGUCGCGGCGGAUCGCGGUGGAGUACAGCGAGUCCGACGACGACUCCGAGCUGGACGAGAAUGAGUGGUCAGACUGAGGGGCCCCGGGCUGGGCUGGGCUGGGCUGGGCUGGAGGAGCCCCCAGCUCUGCCCUGGGUGUGUACAGGCGCCUCCCCCACCGUUGCCGUGCGGGUGGCCCCACUCAUCCAGGAGCUUUGCUUUUACACUUUGUCCAAAACCCUGCGGGCAGCAGCAGCAGCAGCACUGGUAGGAUACACCUCAGAGGCAGUGAGACCAGACAUUAGCAGCACCUUCACGUUUAAUGACUUCCAAAAUUCUCUGAAGGCAGGUUAAUAGGAUUGCUCUGGGUUUACACCUGGAGCAGGAGCAGAGGCUGGCCCUGAGUGUGCUUUGCACGAGGAGGGAGCCCCAGGGGCAGCAGUGCUUUUCCAGCUGGACGGUAACUGUGGUAACGAGAAGCUCCUGGAGAAGAAGCCUGUUUGCACAGCUGGUGCCACCAUGGGAGCUCGGGGAUGGCCCUGCAUGGGCCUGGGGACCCUCUGCUGUCAGAGUUUUUGGGGUCAGGCAGCUCCAAAGGCUGCCCAUGAGCAGGAGCCUCCUUCCCCUGAGGGUGAUGCACCAUGUUUAGCAGCAGCUCCGUAGGGAUGGUUCCCAUUGUACUGUCACUCCCUGGAGAAUCACAGAAUGGUUGGGAUUGGAAGAGACCUUUAAAGCCCGUUGAGUCCAAUCCCUUGCAAUGAACUGGGACCCCUUCCACUAGACCAGGCUGCAUGAGAAGACCAAGGUGUUGGUGACCUGAGCCCAUUUCUGUCCUUAGAACUGGUUUUCUGGGAGAAAAGGGUGAAGGCAAGGCUUGUGUGGCUGACAGGGACACACAACCUUGUCUUUGCCAGCAAAGGAUUAAGGUGUCCAGGGAGCUUCCCCAGACCCAGCUCUCCUUGGCCUUAAUGUGACACCAUUUCAGUGUUAUUUGAAAAAGAAAAAGAAGUUAAUUAGACAAUCUGCUGCUUUUAGGUAAACUCUUAACUUGCCCUUUGCAGCCCCACAUACUGUGCCUGUACGACUGAGACCAACUCAGAGUCAGGCACUGGUUCCCCCUCCCUGAUCCUGCCCCAUUCCCUAUCCCACAGGAGGGUGCUGAUGGGGGAGCUGGAGAGCCAGGCCCCUGCCACAGCACUGAAAAUACCUGUGCUCACAUCAAAAUAGAGAGUGAUUCACCCAAGACUUUUCUCCUCCCUUCAUGGAGGGAGGAGGCACAGGAAGGCAGAGAGAAGGGGUAGGGAAUACUGAAAAUAUCACAGUCAGGUGCAAAAACCUGCAGAGAGCUGGGAGACAUUCCCCAUGAGUGGAAAAUGGGCCAGGACCAGCCGUGGACUUGCCAGAGUGGUGUCCCCAGGCCCUCUCUUGUGUUCCCUUAUACCACGAGGCUCUGAAUGGGGGAAAACUGAGGCCCCAUGUUGCAGCUCUUCUGGGGAAAGCUUAGGCUCUCUGCCUGCCUCUCUGCCUCUCCCAGUAGCCAUAUAGGUGAUGGCUACAACAGUAGGAUUUUGACUCUCCAGAAGCAACCAGGCCAGUAAAGGAGGUGGGAGGGUAUGGCUGGGACCCAAAGGCUCAUCCUUAAGUUCAUAGAAUCCUAGAGUGCUUUGGGUUGGAAGGGACCUUACAUCUCACCUCAUUCCAAUCCCAUGCCAUGGGCAGGGACACUUUCCUCUAGACCAGGUUGCUGGUUCCUCACCCUGAGAAGUGCUGGUGUUGAACAACACCCCAAACAUCUGCUCAUUUCUCCCCGGUGAGAAACUUUUCAUGGCCAGAUGUGGUGAAUCCUCUGCCCAGCUGCUGAGAAAUGCCCCCAGGAGCUCUCCUUUCUCUUGGCUGCCACAAAAUGGUCUCUUGUCCCUUGGGAGUGACACCUCCCACAUCUCCACUCCUGGACUGUGAGCUGUGGUGCCGAGUGGGCUUGAGCAGAGGGGCAGCAUGGAUGUGGGAGAGGGCAAGGCAAGAAGCAGAAGUGCAAUAGGAUGCAUGGAAUAGCUCAUCUACAAAACCCAAGGAAGCAGGGCUGACCAAAGGAGGCAGGGAGACACAGUGCACCAGGAGGUCAGGAAAUUCCUGAUGCUUGGUGCUCGCCAAGAGCUCUCGUUUCUGAUGUAGACCCUCUGAAACACAGGGAACUGGCUGCAAAAGCUUUUGGCCAAAGCCUGGCCAAGACAGAGAGCCCCUGUGAUGCCUGUGAUGGGCCUUCCUUGGGAAAGCAGCUGGGAUUUGACCUGGAACAUGUUCAGAAGGAAGUGUUGUAAAAAUUCAGAGCAACAUUUCAGCAGAUUCCUGGUGGUAUUUAUUGUGGAGUGUUAUUAACGUAGACACAAUCGUAAUCCUGUUUGUGUGUGAAGAGAAAGUGGAUUUAUUUGGAUAAUUUAGAAAAAGUAAUAAAUUUUAUGAGGAGAGGGAAUAGCAGGGGCUGGGGGAGCUGCUCUCACCUGUUAUGGGGGUCGAAGGGCUGCAGAGUCACUGGGGGGAACUGAGUGGGGGCUCAGGCAGAGCCGAGUCCCACCAGCCCUAGGAAAGGGCUCAGGGACACAUGGGACUGGCUUGUCCCUUGGAUCUCUGACUGGCCCAAUUCUGCAAAGCCGAGCCAGUCCUGGUGAGAACUGGAGAGUGGUCGAGUGCCCCUGGAAGAUCAAGCCCCUUCUUUUCGUGCACCAGUUGCUUUGUGUGUGUCACAUUGGAACUGUGGUCAUUCUGGCAGGACUCUGGUGUGUGGCAGGUCAGGACUGUCCCUGUAGCCUCCCACUGCCCUGUCACCUCCCCACAGCUGUGCUGCACUUGGGAUUGGCAGCUGUCAGUCAACCCAUGCCAGUGUCAGGGUCGAUGCUGUUCUAUGGCAAAACGCUUGACAGUCAGAAUGGCUUGGGUUGGAAGGGACCUUGAAGGUCAUCUAGUUCCCUCAGUCCUUGCCUGCCCUGUGCACAGGCCACAUCUGCAGAGUGGGUGUACAGCUGGGAGCCUCAGGAGGGCAGGUAGCAAGGCUCCCCUGCCCACUCUUCCUCACACCAUCCUCUCCCCUUUGGACAUCCCAGCACAUCCUCACCAUUCAUAUUCUGCUUACAAUCUCCAGCCCUUGAUAACACAAACACAUUUCAUGUGCUCAAGUCCAAAGCAAGUCAGCAGGACCAUAACCUCCCAGCGUUGCCCAUUGCUUGAAAACAUCAUGAUCCUCCUCUUCCAGGGAUCUGAUCCCCCGCCCCAUCCUCAUCCCAGUGAGAUCUGCAGCAGAGCUCAUUGCUCAGCUUUCUGCUGUAGCUGGUGGAGAGGUGACCUGUGUAGUCAGGGUGGGCUGUAGAACCCAUUUCUGGUCUGGUCACAGUGAUGCUCUUCCCAACUCUCCCAACAGCACCACAAGGCAGGCAAGCACCCGGAAUUGCUAAGGUUGGAAAAGACCUCUAAGAUCAUCAGAUCAGACCAUUAAUACCACAUGGUGGCACUGAGAGCCCCGAUCUCAUGACACAGCCACUGCAUCCUCAGAACCUUCACCUGACAGUUCAGCCAUGCUGGAGCAUGACCAGCUUUAUUUUAGGCACAUUCAUCUGCUUUUUGCCCAGGUGACCUAUGAAAUCCAACAGAAGCAACACCAGUUCCUGGGCUGGCGCUGCUGGAGUUGGUUGUGCCCCACUUGUUAACACUGUCUGUCUGACCCACAUGCUGCACACUCCAUAUUUUGUACAUAUGUGCCUGUUCCCGGAUAUUCUUCCCAAAGUAGGCCAUGCUGUGUUACACAACCUGAAAUGCUCAAAUCCUCAUGUGGGCUGAUAUGAAAGUGAAUAUUUAAAUAUUUUAUCUAGCUUGGCAGACAUUAAAAAAUACAAUCCAGGUCACAGAUGAUUGAAUUUCUCCUCUCUCAAGAGUACCAGAAUUGGGCUGAGGAGAUUCUCCUGUAUAUUAAGGUAUCAUGUUCCAUGUUAAAAUAUAGCAGUGGCAUUUCUUUGCCAGUGGAUAAUCACGGAGUGCCAAACAUUUAAUGAGCCCAACUGAUCUCCUGAGAGCUCCUCUUUCCAUUUUAUCUGCUUUCCCCUACUUGCCAAUUUAUGGGCAUAGAUUAAAAAUAAUAAAUAUGACUGCCAACAGGGGGAAGAACACCCUGAGUGCAUACAGAUGGAUUGGGCUGGAGUCAGUGGAAUAGUAAAUAAGCCAGUUUUGUUCUGCUUGGAGAUAUUAAUGGAAGGCUGUGGUCCUUGAGCUCCAUCAGGAACCUCUUGGACAUUUCUGGUUCAUCUAAAAACGGACACUGUAGGGACCAGCAUGUCCAUGGCACAUCUGUGAACCUACACCAAGUGUGAAGUCUGGUCUUGCUCAAGUUUCUGAAGGUUGGUGGAAGUCUAGCAGUGUUCAUGCCUGGCCUUGCACUCAGCGUCUCCUUGGGUUAGAGGGACCAUUGGAGCUGGCUCUGGAUGCUGGUUAGAGGUGUCCUGAAGGAGGAAUGGAUUGGGUAGUUUCUAACUUUGCACCCUGGGAAGAAACCUAGAGAGGAGUGAGCAUCACAUCCCAUGAGAGCUCCUGCUUCUGCUGAUGUUUUUUCUGGGGAAGGUCUUGCUCCUGGUGCAAACAUGAGGCUGAACUUGGCUUCUCCAGAGAGCUCCCUCAAAUUUCCUCCCAGCAACUUUUUCAUCUCUGUUUCCCUUUCAAGACACCCAACAGCCUGAACAGAAGCUUUGCAGACUCCCUUGGGGACAGAGCCUGAACUUACACCUCAGCUUUAAUGAUAAAUGGAAGUUUUGCUUGGAGGGAGGCAGGUUGUAGCACCGGAGGUGGUGUUUUGGAGGGUGAAUUCCAGAGGUCCAUGGCUGGCAGGGACACAGUGCCAUUUCCUUGUGGAUGGACCAUGUUUGGCCAUGGGAAGCACUCCCCAUCAUGGGAUGCUGGCAAGGGGAGCACAGGCUGUUCCUUUCACUGAGAUUCCUGUUUUCCUGUAGUAAUAGUUAUUUAGGGGUAAGGUUUUCUCAGCUGGAAUGUCACUUUACAGAUUAAAACCCCAAAACAAUAAGGGCAAGGAGUCUGUCCUGAGGAGUUUACAGUCUACAGCAAAGACAAUAUAACCUGCACUGCACUUUAGGAGCCUCAAAUGCUCACUCACCCGUGAAUUUACUCUCCACUGGGCAGCAGCACCUCAAGGACUGUUGUCCCUUCCUUAGGUGACCCCACGAGCAGCCCCAUGACCACAUCCCCCCGCUGAUGUCACAGUGGGGCUCUCCUGCCCCUCCACUACUGCCCUGCAAAAGUGCCUGAGCAAAGUCCAGGAGUGCCAAGCCAUGCUGGGUUUGUCCCUGUGCCCUCAGGGUGGGCCUUUCCCAGUCCCCACACAGCUCUGCUCUCUGGGAUGGCCAUGGAUGUGAUGGGAAACAUGCCUGGAUGCACCACUGCCUGCCAAGAUUAGAGCUGCCCAUCAAUUCAUGUGGUGGCCUCUGAGCUCAUGCAAAAUGUCCUCCUUCAGACACUUAGAAGCCAAACCUAGACUUUGACGUAUUUUGAUCUGUUUGAGAGUCAAAGGAUGUGGGGGGGUUGUGAAUCUGGUCUUCCUUGAACAAACUCCAGGUUUUCUAGGAUUGUUGUCUCAAGUUCUGCUUUCUCCCGGUAAAAAUUGAGCCUGGAUUUUGCUGGGGAAAGGAACGAAAAAAACCCAAACAAAACUCCCAGUCAGGAACUUCAGUGAGGUUUGCCCCUUCAGAAUGUGCCCACAGGCAGGGUGGGGGCAGGACACCACCCUGGUGCUGUCAUGGCUGAGGCAGACCCUGCAGCAAGGGAUGGGCUCUUGGUGAGGGAAAUCCCCAGGCAAGAUCUGGAUGGAACAUGCUUGGCCACAGAGUCCCCAAAGGCAGUGCUGAUGUGACUUUUUAUCCAUAUUAAUGUCUGGAUUACAGACUGGCAGGACCCUGAGGCCACGGGCUCCUCCACAGUGCUGCGUGAUAGCAGAGCAGGGAUGGGCACCCUAAUGGGCAUCUCCUAAUAGGGAUCUUUCCACAGGUUUCAGCCUCCCAGAGGUGCCUUUGUAGUCUCUUGUUCCUCUCAGGAACAGGUUCAAACCUGUUAAACAAUGACCUGCCAGUGUUGUGAGCCCAAGUGGGUGGGAAGUGAGCCUUCCCCUGCACACCUUUCCCGUGGUGGCAAUGCCAGGGCCCUGGGCUGGCCCUGGGGGACUUUCAGCCCAAUGGCAGCUCCAGCACUUAGUUCUGCAUAAAGUAUUAAGAGUGCAAAGAGGAGGAAAAAGAUAGAAAUAAAAUAAUCCAGCAUUUUAGGUUGGUUUUUCUCCCACUGCUCUGUACAGGGAAAACCUCAGGUGGGUAAAACCCCCUGAAAAGCCAGAAAGGGCAUGGAAAAAAUAACUUUGUUCUCCAUAUCAAUGAGGGACUCAAGUGCACGGCACGGGAGGAGUGAGUUGUGGCAGAAGGGAGCUGAGUCAGAUCUCAGGGAAGGCUUUGCCAAGGUAAGGGAUGGAGAAACUGAAACAGGCCACAAAGGUUCUGCCUUAGGAGGGCUUUGAGAAGCAGGUGGGCAAAUGCCAGAAAGGAGCACUGCCCAUGACCUUGUUGUGGGCCAGGGAGUGGUGGAGGUGCCCACAGGGCAUCUCUUCAAAAUGUGUUUGUAGUUCUGCCUCAUCCCCUCCUUUGGGUGUCCCAACCCCAAAGCAUCUCCCACCAACCAGGGCAGCUGCUGAAGCUCUCUCUUGGUUUUUGUGUUGACUCUUAAAUGCAAUAAAGAUAAAACACCUGAGAGGGAAGGAUGUGAACUGAGUGGAAAACCAGGGCAUGCAGAUGUUACUGCUGUAUUUCCCUAGUUAGAAGGCAGCAGCUCCAGCAACUUGCUCCUCAGGACCCUUCAUUGCCUGCAGCUGCAGUGGGUAAACCAUGCUGGUAAAUUAAGGUGGAGAUUUUAAAAGUUACCCUUUGAUUUGGGCUAGCUCAGAUGAGAAAUCCAAAAAUAAAACACAAACCCCUCCCCCACAAAACUAAAAAGCAAACAAACAACUUAACAUGUGAUUUCCAGAAGGACAAUUUGUUCUGUUCCCUUCCCCUGGACCUCGAGGGAAGGUCAGACCCAGCAACACUUCCCAGCUAUCACCAACAAAAUGAAGCAGGUCUCACCACUUCCAAAAAAAUCACAUCCUGAGAAAACAGUAUUUAAGACAAAGCAGUAAGAACCUCAUCACAGUGCAGCAAGGAGAGGGGUCUCUUAUCACCCCAGGAGGUGCUUUUGACCCUGAAGGCCCUUCCCCAGCCCAAGUGUUUGAAGUCCUGUUGAUUUUCACCUCUUACCAGUGCUGGUCCAUCCUGACACCUCAGCUGGGAACACUUACACCAUAGCAAGUCAUUUCUUACCAUGGAAAAGGCAACCAUAAAAGUCUUGUCUUUGAGCCUGGUGAUGUUCCUGUGACACCCAUGAGGGAGAGGGUGAUUUCCUGAUGGCAGCAGGAACAGCUUUGACACAGUCCUGCCAGGUCUUCAAAAAUCAAACUGUUAUGAGCCUCAACACCCCCCUCACUGCCCCUCCCCCCCCCCCCAGUUUAAUUUUAUACUGAGAUGCUUCAGGUCUACCUUUAGUUCUGGCCAGUUUUUAUCAAACGGGACCAUUCUUGGUGGUGCUUUUCAUCUCAGAUCAGAGCAGACCAGAAAAAGAAAGAAAAUCAUAGAAUCUCAGAAGGGUUUGCUUUGGAAGAGACCUUAAAGGCCAUCCAAUCCCACCCCUGCCAUGGGUAGGGGCACCUACCACCAGACCAGGUUGCUCCAAGCCCUGUCCAAGCCACUUAAGUCCCCACCCAAAAAAAUCCCCAAACAAACCCCUUUUCCUUGAAAUGCAUUUUUAGGAGAUUUUGGGGUGAUGGUUCCUUAUCUGAAUAGACCUCCUUAAUUGUGGGGCUGCUUGACCUGGGAGGGAUUUGAAGCAGGGUGUCCCCAGCACGAGUUUGGGUUGAUGCUGAGCCGUGCUGGCACUUCCCUCCCCUUGCUGUGGGAUGUGCCCUGUCACACCAGGGCUCAUUCCCACUGGGAAUGCAAUGGGGUCACAGUGGUGUGGCAGCUCCUUACUGACACAAGUGCCUUUCCUGGAGGUCCCCACAGGCUUCCUGGGGUGGGUGGUCUCACUGUGCUGGGAAAGGGCAGCGCUCACCUGGGGUGGAAACCUGGACCUGCCCAGACUCCAAGGUCUGGGAGUCCUCCUUCCUGCACAGGGGGUAGUUUGGGGAGCUGGUUUUGGCCAACCCAAGAAACCUGCUCUGGCAAAUGCACAUCUGGGUGCACAUGCCAGGGACAGAGGCAGGGACAGUCCCUGAGAGAACACGUGAGGAGCGCAGGGAGGGGACAAACCCUGUCCCCACUUUGUUGUGGGAUGUGCCCCUGCUGGUGGGUUUGCUCCAGGGUAGAUGCAUUGCUGCUGCCAUGGACAAGCCUUCAGGCUGGAGAGCCUUCCUCCUCCUCCUCCUGUCCCUCCCAGGGCUGUGGGCCAGAGCCAGCUGCUGCAGCAUGACAGGAGCCAUCUCAGCUGCCAGGUUUCCAUCCCCUUCAGAGUGAGGCCAGGUGCUGAAGGAGAGUCAUUUUGGGGGACACUGAAGACAGUUGAGGAUCAUCUCCUGUGCCCUGCACCCAGCAGGCUGGGGAUCAAGACACCUCAGGUGCCCCAAACCUCCUCUGCACUACCCAAACUCAGCAGGUCUGAGCCAGGGAGACCUCCUGGAGCACCCGAUAUUGCUGAAAUAGAGCAUCCACCUCGAGCUGGACAUGUUAAAAGCAGUUUUCUCCCCUUUUGGUACUGACUGAUCAUACAAACAGCCUGGAAUCAGAGCUCAGGCCAGUCUUUGUGGAGGUUGGCUCCAGCUCUGCAGGGGUGGCACAGUGGGGACAGGGAGGUGCCAGCCUGCAUUGGCUUCCCAGGUGCUUCCUCAGCAUCCGUGGGGCUGCCCCGAUCCUCCUGCAAAAGGCCCGUUUUUUAAUAACAGCAGAAGUAUUGCCCAUAUCUCCUGUGAUUUGCCAUUGGAUAGAAGGAGCUGAUGGGAGACAGGCAUCUCUCCCAAGGGAGGGUCACCUGUUCCAGGCCAUAAUUGAUUUCCUUAAUUCCAUAGCUGAGAUUAAAGAAGGAGAUGUUCACUGUCUGAUAGGGUCUUUAACCAUGUGCACUUAGUCAAUAGGUGAGUAGAUGUUGCUGCCUGUAUCUAUCUACCCUACCCAGUUGCUACGUGUGAACAAGUGUAUAUCUCCCCAGUGUUGUGGGUUCUGCCUGUGGUGACACGAUGAGGGAAGGUGGGGACUCCUGCAGCUUCCUUCUGUACAGUGUAGAGAGGAAACCUGGAACAACCCCAGGCACCGCUUGUAACUACAUUUGUUCAAGAAAUGUCAUCUUAAUCCCAAACUGUUGACACUUUAUGCAUGUGCUAAUGAAAUUUAAAAAGAAAAAAGAAAGAAUUAAUAAAGAUUUUAAGAGGUUACAGUA
Pseudopipra pipra is the source of this 11020-nucleotide messenger RNA. Its product is annotated as actin-binding protein WASF3-like. Gene Ontology annotation, cellular component: SCAR complex; cytoskeleton. The transcript has 9 exons. The coding region runs from base 127 to 1626 and encodes 499 amino acids. Gene Ontology annotation, molecular function: Arp2/3 complex binding; actin binding; protein kinase A regulatory subunit binding. The record is from RefSeq and is a predicted model, not a curated record. Gene Ontology annotation, biological process: positive regulation of Arp2/3 complex-mediated actin nucleation; actin cytoskeleton organization. NCBI's taxonomy places the organism in Eukaryota, Metazoa, Chordata, Aves, Passeriformes, Pipridae.